AUGCGUGGUUUCUACAUGGGACUCGGCGCUAUCGCCCUCCAGGUCGCUGCCGCCUCUGCUCACAGGUACGGUGACCAGCACUCCAACACCACCAUGAUCGGCUCCCUGGGACCCGUCUCGAGCUCUAUCGAGAUGACGACCCAGACCAUCUACGCCACCAACGUCCGCACCAUUACCUCGUGCAAGCCCGAGGUCACCAACUGCCCUGCCGGUGGCCACUACGUUGUAACUGAGACCAUCGCCAUCUCAACGACCGUCUGCCCCGUGUCCGAGGCCGACAAGACCAAGCCUACCCCCACCCCUACCCCUACCCCCACUCAGUGGACGACCUCGACUGUCUACCAGACCAACGUUCGCACCGUCACCUCGUGCCCUCCCGAGGUCACCAACUGCCCCGUCGGCGGUCACCAUGUCAUCACCGAGACGGUCGCCAUCUCGACCACCGUGUGCCCCGUCACUGAUGACGAUGUCAAGCCCACCCCUACCCCUCACCCCACUGCGUGGACGACCUCGACCGUGUACACGACCAACGUUCGCACCAUCACCUCGUGCCCUCCCAACGUCCACACCUGCCCCGGCGGUACCCACGUCACCACCGAGACCAUUCCCCUCUCGACCACCGUGUGCCCCGUCGGCGAAGGAGAACCCCCUAAGACCAUGGUCACGCAGCAGAACGCUGGCCAUCCCGGUGGCCAGCCCGGCGGCCAGCAGCCUCCCAAGCCGUCUUCCAAGACCACGGUCGUCGGCACCGGCUCCUUCUUCCCUCCCACCCUUACCGGCACCGCUCCUAUCAGCGUCCCUACCGCUGCCGCCGGCCGUAUUGGCUCCGGUAUGGCCGGUGUUGCCGCCGGUGUCCUCCUCGCCGCCCUUCUCUAG
Molecule: messenger RNA, 876 nt
Organism: Verticillium dahliae VdLs.17
Lineage: Eukaryota; Fungi; Ascomycota; Sordariomycetes; Glomerellales; Plectosphaerellaceae
Exons: 1
Coding region: 1-876 (291 amino acids)
Source: RefSeq, a predicted model, not a curated record